This is a messenger RNA of Cornus florida, 1727 nucleotides long. Its product is annotated as 26S proteasome regulatory subunit S10B homolog B. Gene Ontology annotation, cellular component: cytosolic proteasome complex; proteasome regulatory particle, base subcomplex. The record is from RefSeq and is a predicted model, not a curated record. Gene Ontology annotation, biological process: positive regulation of RNA polymerase II transcription preinitiation complex assembly. The transcript is spliced from 10 exons. The coding region runs from base 76 to 1272 and encodes 398 amino acids. Lineage: Eukaryota; Viridiplantae; Streptophyta; Magnoliopsida; Cornales; Cornaceae. Gene Ontology annotation, molecular function: proteasome-activating activity; ATP binding; ATP hydrolysis activity.
GAAUCACUGAUUUCUUGUUCUCUAAUUUACCCGACUCUCCUGAAUCUCAAAAUUUUUGGCUCUCUAACUGCGGCGAUGACUGACGGAGAAGACGCAGCGCGACGCCUCACUGCGAUGGCUGACUACCGUAAAAAGCUCCUUUCGCAUAAAGAACUCGAAUCUAGAGUACGCUCAGUGAGGGAGAAUUUGCGAGCUUCCAAGAAGGAGUUCAACAAAACAGAAGAUGAUUUGAAGUCUCUUCAGAGUGUUGGGCAGAUCAUUGGAGAAGUUCUCAGGCCUCUUGACAAUGAACGAUUGAUUGUUAAAGCAAGCAGCGGUCCUAGGUAUGUUGUUGGAUGCCGUAAUAAAGUUGAUAAGGAAAAACUGACUGCUGGGACGAGAGUGGUACUUGAUAUGACGACACUGACAAUCAUGAGGGCUCUUCCACGCGAAGUUGAUCCCGUUGUUUAUAACAUGCUCCACGAGGAUCCUGGUAAUAUCAGUUACUCUGCUGUGGGUGGUUUAUCGGAUCAAAUUCGAGAACUUAGGGAAUCUAUUGAGCUACCUCUCAUGAAUCCUGAGCUCUUUAUUAGAGUUGGAAUCAAGCCUCCCAAGGGUGUUCUUCUUUAUGGCCCUCCUGGUACUGGCAAGACACUGUUAGCUAGAGCAAUUGCUAGUAAUAUAGAUGCCAACUUUCUAAAGGUUGUUUCAAGUGCCAUAAUUGAUAAAUACAUUGGGGAAAGUGCAAGGUUGAUACGAGAAAUGUUUGGAUAUGCACGUGAUCACCAACCCUGCAUCAUCUUUAUGGAUGAGAUCGAUGCAAUUGGUGGACGCCGUUUCAGCGAGGGAACAAGUGCUGAUCGUGAAAUUCAAAGAACUUUGAUGGAGUUACUUAAUCAGCUUGAUGGAUUUGAUCAGCUUGGGAAGGUAAAAAUGAUUAUGGCAACAAAUCGACCUGAUGUUCUUGACCCUGCUCUUCUUCGCCCAGGACGUCUAGACAGAAAGAUAGAGAUCCCAUUGCCAAAUGAGCAAUCAAGAACGGAAAUUCUUAAGAUCCAUGCUGCUGGAAUUGCCAAGCAUGGAGAGAUCGACUAUGAAGCUGUUGUAAAGCUUGCAGAGGGCUUUAAUGGAGCUGAUCUUCGUAAUGUAUGCACGGAGGCUGGAAUGUCAGCAAUCCGUGCAGAACGUGAUUAUGUCAUCCACGAAGAUUUCAUGAAGGCUGUUCGGAAGCUGAAUGAAGCAAAGAAGCUCGAAUCAACCGCACAUUACAACACUGAUUUUGGGAAAGAGUAGAAGUAAGAUUAUUCGUUUCUCAGAGCCAUGGAUAUUAGGGCAGUGCGUUUCCUUUACUUCGCUACCAGCUACAUAAGCUGGAUCUUUUAGAACUCUGCUGCACACUUUAAAACAGUCCUGUUCAUUGGUUCAGUUAUGACUUGUAUUUCCUAAGCGGCUUGAAAAGAUGACCAGCUGCAUUGAAGGGGCAAAAUGUAUGUUGUGUGGUGAGAUUCUUUCUUUUUAAGAAUCCGAAUUUAGUUGCUGGUCUGUUCUAGUUGAUCUGGGAGGUUCAAUUCCAAUGUAGCCAUAUAUGCGGAUUAUUUGGAGCUUCCAUGGAAUGCUGGUCAUUCCAUUGUUCUCGAUAGCACGUCUGGUAUUGUGCUUUUUGUUGUUCCAAAAUGGGUUUUAAAAAAAAGCCAUAUUAUGAUUUGAUCUGAUAACUUUAUUUCUGAUAUCUAGCAUUUGUUUGUGAA